Cherax quadricarinatus is the source of this 11796-nucleotide messenger RNA. The record is from RefSeq and is a predicted model, not a curated record. Lineage: Eukaryota; Metazoa; Arthropoda; Malacostraca; Decapoda; Parastacidae.
ACUUUUGACUCUAGCGAGUGACACUGACGCCAGGAUAACCAACAAAGAACACUGAUCUGUGCGUUAGUGUGGACAGAGUGUCUCACAAAACACGAUAAACACUUACAGAGAAGUGUGAUCAACUUCUUAGUGAUAUUGUGUGAACAAUUAUUGAUGAACAGUGUAACAACGAGUGUUGCGAACCAACAGAGUGUAGUGCGACAUUCUUCAAAGAACACUAUUCUUCAAUCAACUCAACGGAUAUCCGGGCGUAAUUACGGGUCAGAUACAUAUACCCAGCCCAUGUUGAGAUGGUUUCAACAACUUCUAGACCUCGUCUGCAGGGGCGGCUGUGCAGGCGAUGAGUUGUCCUUUUAAGUUAAGUAUAAGUCUUUAAACUUAACUGGUAAUGCCAUUUCUCAACACAAUUGGGUCCAGGGACUGUACCUCAAUAUUACAGAGGCAUAUGAUGGGUCCAGGGACUGUACCUGAACAUUACAGAGGCACAUAAUGGGUCCAGGGACUGUACCUCAACAUUACAGAGACACAUAAUGGGUCCAGGGAUUGUACCUCAACAUUACAGAGACACAUAAUGGGUCCAGGGACUGUACCUCAACAUUACAGAGACUCAUAAUGGGUCCAGGGACUGUACCUCAAUAUUACAGAGGCAUAUGAGGGGUCCAGGGACUGUACCUCAACAUUACAGAGGUACAUAAUGGGUCCAGGGACUGUACCUCAACAUUACAGAGGCAUAUGAUGGAUCCAGGGACUGUACCUCAACAUUACAGAGGCACAUAAUGGGUCCAGGGACUGUACCUCAACAUUACAGAGACACAUAAUGGGUCCAGGGACUGUACCUCAACAUUACAGAGACAUAUAAUGGGUCCAGGGACUGUACCUCAACAUUGCAGAUGCCCGUAAUGAGUUAUUUAUGCAGACAUGAAUUAAGUCACACAAAUAUUACAAUGUGGCUUAGGUAUAAACCCCGUUGAUAUGCGGACCAUUGAGUCCACACAAGUAGGUAUUUUGUCAGCCAUCAGUGAAUGAAGUAUGCUGACAUAACACCCCCUAGGGGUAAUUUAUAAUCAUACAAAUUAUAUUUCUUGACAGCCCAUGUUGAGAUGGUUUCGACAGCUUUUAGACCUCGUCUGCAGGGGCGGCUGUGCAGGCGAUGAGUUGUCCUUUUAAGUUAAGUAUAAGUCUUUAAACUUAACUGGUAAUGCCAUUUCUCAACACAAUUGGGUCCAGGGACUGUACCUCAAUAUUACAGAGGCAUAUGAUGGGUCCAGGGACUGUACCUCAACAUUACAGAGACUCAUAAUGGGUCCAGGGACUGUACCUCAAUAUUACAGAGGCAUAUGAUGGGUCCAGGGACUGUACCUCAACAUUACAGAGGCACGUAAUGGGUCCAGGGACUGUACCUCAACAUUACAAAGGCAUAUGAUGGAUCCAGGGACUGUACCUCAACAUUACAGAGGCACAUAAUGGGUCCAGGGACUGUACCUCAACAUUACAGAGACACAUAAUGGGUCCAGGGACUGUACCUCAACAUUACAGAGACACAUAAUGGGUCCAGGGACUGUACCUCAACAUUACAGAGACACAUAAUGGGUCCAGAGACUGUACCUCAACAUUACAGAGACACAUAAUGGGUCCAGGGACUGUACCUCAACAUUACAGAGACACAUAAUGGGUCCAGGGACUGUACCUCAACAUUACAGAGGCACAUAAUGGGUCCAGGGACUGUACCUCAACAUUACAGAGACACAUAAUGGGUCCAGGGACUGUACCUCAACAUUACAGAGACAUAAUGGGUCCAGGGACUGUACCUCAACAUUACAGAGACACAUAAUGGGUCCAGGGACUGUACCUCAACAUUACAGAGACACAUAAUGGGUCCAGGGACUGUACCUCAACAUUACAGAGACACAUAAUGGGUCCAGGGACUGUACCUCAACAUUACAGAGACACAUAAUGGGUCCAGGGACUGUACCUCAACAUUGCAGAUGCCCGUAAUGAGUUAUUUAUGCAGACAUGAAUUAAGUCACAAAAAUAUUACAAUGUGGCUUAGGUAUAGUCUUGAAUCAUUUACAUUACCUUAUAUUUUACCAAGGUAUGCUGGAAUCUAAGCAGUUUUAAGUGGUUAUGCAUGUAUUUACAAUAGGCUUAGUCUAUUAUAAGGAUAUGUUUCCAGAAUUAUUAGUAAUAUACCACUGUAAUAUACUAUUUCUGAGUGAGCUGUCUCUGAAUUCAUUAAUUUUAUCGCAUUCCAGCACAUAAUGACUCAAGGUGUGACAAUGGUCCAUCUGGCAACGUUGUAAUCAUAAAAAUUACUGAGGUGUAUAAUAGAACCGGGGACCAUGCCCUGAUAUUUUUGUUAAAUAGUUAAGUUAGACAAGUAAUGAACUAUUUACAAUCUUAUUGACUUAUGAACAAGAGCAAAGAGUUGCUUAAAUAUUAAUAAAUUCAGUAAUACAAACAUUACGAUGAAGAUUAUAUGUGGUUUUGAGUUCUUUACAAUAUAUAAUAUUUGUUGUUAUAUUUAGAAAAUUGGUAGUAGUUAUAAGUUAUGUACAAUAGACAAAGUAAAAAUAUUUAUUCACGAGUGUAAUACAAAGAAAAAUGAUAAUAUUAAUCACCAAGGUCGGGAGGAACCAGUUUAAAUAACCCGCGCUACUCUAAUUUUGCUUUCUAAUCUAUAAUCUUUACACAUUUAAAUAUUUACCUCAAUUUACAAAAGUAAAGAGUAAUGUGAACUAAAAUAAAUCCCCGCAUGAUAUAUAUUUUUAAGUUGACUCUACUAUUAUAACAGUUAUGAUUUAAAUUUAUUAUUUUUCGCAGAGAAUAUCAAAGUAAAAAUAUUGGGACUUGUUUUCAUCAAAGAUGUGAAAAUGGCAGAAGGUGGAGCACAGAAUGUAUUGUGUCGGUAUUUUAUAAAUGGGGCUUGUCGUGAGGGAGAAUGGUGCAGUUUUUCUCACAAUCGUGAUGCAGCUCGACCUUCAAUGGUGUGUCGAUAUUAUUUGAGAGGAACCUGCUUUUACGGACGUACAUGCAGAUAUGAUCACAUUCGCCCAGACAAUCACAGUCAGUCAGAUUCUACUCAGCAAGAAGAACGUCGUAAAAAUAAUCCUUGUCCGGAGUCUACUCAGAAUGACAGGUUUGACUUGAGGCUUCGAGAAGGUGUUGAAGAAACAAAAACGCAAUCUAGUCACACUAAUGUACUUGGUGUAAGCAUACAUGCGAAGGAAUUCAUAUAUAACCCUCCCAGUGACCUACCUGUUAAUGGUAGUCCCAAGAAAUUGAAUAGUGCUGGCAGCAGCAGCAACAAAAAAAGUAAUAAUAGUAGCAGCAGUAAUAGCAGUUGUAGCAGUGGCAUUAGCAGUUGUAGCAGCAGCAGCAGCAGCAGCAGCAGCAGCAGCACUAGCAGCAGCACUAGCAGCAGCAAUGGUACCAGUAGCAGGAACAGUAGCUGCAGCAGCAACAGUAACAUCAGUAGUAGCAGCAGCAGCAGCAGCAGCAGCAGCAGCGCCAACACCAACAGCAGCACCAAUUGCACCAGCAGCAUUUUAUCAAGAAUGAGCAGUAAACAAAAGUGUUUACCUAGUUGGUGUCAGAAUAAUCCUGCACCAUCCUGGGUGGAUGCUCCUGAAUUUGUACCUAGAUUUGCCAAAGAUGUUACUUCUAAGCCAGAAUAUGAUGUCUCUUAUGCUCAAGUGGCUGGAGGUGGUGACAAAGACCCCUCCUGUGGCUUCAUCAGUGAUAUCAGGUCAUCAGACAGUGAGUUGUGUCCAACCUACUUAAUGUCUGGCAAAUGUCAAAUAGGGGAAAAUUGCUCGUACAUCCAUGGCUUACUCUGUGAAGUGUGCCAGUUAGCUUGCUUACAUCCGUAUGAUAAAGAACAAAGAAGAACACACAAGGAGGAGUGCACCAAGCUAAUGGAGGCUGAAAUGGAGCAUUCAUUUGCUGUUGCAAGAUCUCGAGACAAAGUGUGUGGGAUCUGCAUGGACAAUGUUAUGGAACGCCCCUUGGCAUCUCAGCGAAGAUUUGGGAUCUUGCCCAAUUGUGCGCAUUGCUUCUGCUUAAACUGCAUACGCAAAUGGCGGCAAUCUAAACAGUUUGAAAAUAAAAUUGUACGAAUUUUUGAUAUGGUUUAUUGCAGUGCUAAACCUUGCAAGUACUUCAAGCAAGGGGAGGGACAGUGUCCAUUUGGCAAUAAGUGUUUCUACCUUCACGCUCUCCCUGAUGGCACUAAGAAGGAUGUUGGUCCUCCGAGACGUCGCCAUCGAUUCACAGCAGAUGGAGAAUUACAGUUGUAUCUUGAUAAUAUGGUGCUAUGGGAUUUUAUUGAAGAGCGAGAACAUCGUCUGGAGUUGCUUCGAGGCUCAAUUCAAACUUUGCUGUUGGAACUGGAACUGGAAGAUUUGGCUGACGAGUUCUACUUUGCCGAUGAUUCUGUCUCGGAAACUUCCGACUUAUAGGUUUUGGAUUUUUAUGUGUGUUUAAUUACAAAAAAAAAAAAAAAAACAAGACUAGGAAGCUUAUUCUCUCAAAAACUGAAAUGCCAAUUUUAUAAUUAAAAUUCAUAUGUAGGUUGAAUGUAAUUGCUUCUGAAAUACAUUGAAUUACAGUAUUUGAAAGUACUACACCCAUGAUUUGGUAGUGUUUGACCUGCAAAUUUCAUAAGGUAAAUGUUAAAAAAUGGCAAAGAAAUAUUGGAAUUACAUGUUUUUUUUUUUUCAGAAGCAGUUAAUCUAUUAUACGUAUCAAUAUAGCUGUAUCUAAAGUGUUCAAAACUUUAAUUGGAUUUUCAUAAGCAUUUGUUCUAUAGGGUUAAUAUACCUGCAUCUGAAAUUUUAAAAGUUCAAGAAUCAAGUAGUCUUAUACAAAGAGGUAGGCUUCUGUUGUUGAAUAACAGAGCUAUUAUUAUAUUGGCCCUAUACUUAUCAAAAGUUGUAGCAAUUUUUUUUUUUUUUUUCCCAGUAAAUCCAAUGUGUGUUGUGCACCAUGACACAGCCACCCAAGUGUGUUAGUUACAAUGUUGCUCACAGGUCUGUGACUUAGAUUUCAGAGCAUAAAAUCUGUUAAGGAAAUGGUUACUGCAUUUUAUUUGAAACAAUUGUUUAUUUAAAACUUUCAACUACCCAUUUUUAAGGUGUGUUGCUUCCUUGAUUCAGAGUUAACCUCAACUCUUAAAGAUCUAGUUUAUAUUAGGUUGAUAUUUAUUAUAAUACUGUAUCAAUGCAAAAUUAAAAUCUCUUAUAUUGUACAAAAUUCAAGAUUUAAAGUAGUGAAUUAAAAAAAAAAAAAGGCUCAUUCAAACUACCAGUGUUUGUUUUGCACCAAAUUUUAUUAAUUGAAGAAUCUCCUAUCAAAAAUAAAUAGCCUGUGGAAACUUGCAUAGCUUGUGAAAGUACUAUAACAGAAGAGUUUACCUAUUCAAUGGGCUAUACAACACUAAACCUUAUUUGGAAUAACUGCAAGUGCUUUUACAAGAUUUUCCUUAUCUAAGGUUUUUAUAUAAUCAGACCUGACUGUGAGUAUGCAUUUUGACUCUGAUAUAAAAUGAUUAAAUGGAAAACAUUAUCAAAUGUCAGUUUGCCUUUAGUAAACAUUUAGACCCUGGAUGCUUCUUUAAGGGUUUCCAGAAGUGAACUGAGUAAAAGGUGUUCUUUGCAUGCUGAAUUUCCUCGGAGGUACCCAGGGUUUCUUCAAAUGAUUUUUAAUUGGCUUUUGCAGUAAUUGUCCGGUCCAGUCUGUAGAUAUAACUAAGGAGAACUAAACUUUUGCAUAGUCCUUUCAUAAGAAUGAGAACCGUUCACUGAUAAUCACAUUACUGAAAAAGUAUCACAAGCUUUAAAUGGUUACAAUGAUCAGGUAUAUGCUGUAGGAAUAAGGCUGAUCUACCCUCUAAUAUUUCAGUCAUGAAUGAGGUUUUGUGUUUAGAUUUAACUGUUCCUGGUAAUUUUUCUUACAAGUUUUUGUUCCAAGUCUAUAUUAUGAAAAAAUAUUCUCUACUGAUAUUAAUUGCCUUUUGUUUGUAAAAACUCAGCCAUUUAUUUGCAAAAUUUAAAACUUUUUUCAGGGAGCAUUUUAAGUUAUAUGCCAUUAUUAUAUUGUCACAUGGUACUUAUUGAAAAUGUUAAUUGUAUGUGAUACUUUGAGAAACUGCUAUAAUUACUUCAUGAUUUUUAACAUAGAAACCAACUGUAUCAGGUAAAAACCUGUUUGAUGCUGACAACUGUCAUCUACACCAAUAACAUUUUCAACAUGGUGAAGAUAUUUCAAGCAGUCAUAUUAUUUUUCACCUAGAGUUAAUCAAUCUGGUAUUUCAUAAAUGCAGUAAUGUUGGGUAAACAUAGAUAUGUAGCUAACUGCCUUACUCACAAAACUUUAUCUUAAUGUAGGGACCACUUUUUUUGGGCACAAAUUGGUUAGUAUUCUUGAAAAUGACUAAUUGAUUUUUUAUUUUAUUUUUGAAGAUUUUUGUUAAACUUUAAAUCAGAUGCUUGCAUAAAAAUUAGAAACCACAUUUGUUUAUACACAAAAUUGCUUCAUAUCAAGUAUGAAUUUUGUGAAGUGUGGUGCACUGAGGAGUCUGUGGAGACAAAGAACUUUGUCCAUGGAAGCAAAGAGGGGAAUGUAUGAGAGCAUAGUUAUACCUACGCUCAUAUAUGGGUGCGAAGCAUGGGUGGUGAAUGUUGCAACAAGGAGAAGGCUGGAGGAAGUGGAGAUGUUGUGUCUGAGGGCAAUGUGUGGUGUGAAUAUAAUGCAGAGAAUUCGUAGUUUGGAAAUUAGGAGAUGUGGGAUUACCAAAACUUAUCCAGAGGGCUGAGGAGGGGUUGUUGAGGUGGUUUGGACAUGUAGAGGAUGAAGCAAAAUAGAAUGACUUUGAGAGUGCAUAAAUCUGUAGUGGAGGGAAGGCGGGGUAGAGGUCGGUCUAAGAAAGGUUGGAGUGAGGGGGUGAAGGAGGCUUUUUGUGUGAGGGGCUUGGACUUCCAGCAAGCAUGUGUGUGUGUGUUAGAUAGGAGCAAAUGGAGACAAAUGGUUUUUAGAACUUGACAUGCUGUUGGAGUGUGAGCAAGGUAACAUUUGUGAAGGGAUUCAGGGAAACCAGCAGGCCGGACUUGAGUCCUGGAGAUAGGAAGUACAGUGCCUGCACUCUGAAGGAGGGGUGUUAAUGAUGCAGUUUUAUAACUGUAGUGCAAGUGCACCUCUGGCAAGACAGUGAUGGAGUGAAUGAUGGUGAAAGUUUUUCUUUUUCAGGCCACAUUACUUUGGUGGGAAAUGGCCGAUGUGUUAAUAAAUAUAAAUAAUAUAAAAGUAAAUCUGUUUGCUACAGCAUGUAUAAAUCAUACUGCUAUAUGAACAGUAAAAGAAGCAAAAUUUGGUAGACAUAUUUUAUCAAAUGCAUUAAGGCAAAUCAUAGGUUAAAGAAUUGUACAGAUUUUAAAACUAAUUCCAUAUAAGAUUCAUUUGCAAUGUGAUUAGGGUUGCCUUUAAGAAAUAAUUAGAUGAUGAAGGUAAAAUGCAUCUCAGCUUCAGGUUGCUGCUUGAAAAAUCGCACUAUUGAUGCUAAUAUUCUUUCUAAAGCAAUUUACGUUACUGAUGCAAAUUUCUUGACAUUCUUGGUAAAUCUUAAAUGAAGAUAUUGUGGCAUUUUCUCCUGUGUGUAAAGGAUUAUUCUUUGCACAGUUUUUAGUUGUAAGUUUAAUCAUUCACUGAAAGAAAUAGUUGUCUUAAUCAGUGUUAGGAUUCAUGUCAACUUCCCCUCAAGGGAGGUUCCUUGAUGCUGGUGAGGGGCUCCUGCUCUAAGAAACUGGACUUUGUCCUUCCCUUCUUGGAUCAAACCUGAUUUUCUCCUCUUUCGCAGGCGCUAUGUGACCCCCCUACAGGUUUAGCGUCCCCCCCCCCACAUAUAAUAAUUCCUGUCAGCUGUAGUCAGUUUCUAACAUGUAUAUUUAUUUGUAACCAUUCCAUAUCUAGUUAUGUUAGUCCAUACAAAGCAGUUAUUUAAGCUUCUUGCUUGUUGAGAGCAUUUUGAAAUAUAAUGUCUGGCAUGUAGCAAAUGGUUGUGCUAUAUGCUUUAGCAUACAUUAUAGAAUUUAGGUAUGGAAACCAAGUGCCCACACAGAUUAGAGAUAACCAUUUAUUGCUAUCAAGUUGUAUGGAGGGAAUCCAUUUAUAAUCAAUAUGUUCUUUAGCAAAAAUGUUGUUACUGGUUAUUGCCUGCCUCUGGGAAUUUUUUACUUUUGUCCCUAACAUUGUGUAUGUUGAUUCAGUAAUGUGUAGAGCUUUUGGGAGACAGACAUUCGUAGAGAUUUUGGGAGACACAUCCGUAGAGAUUUUUGGGCAGCAGUCAUCCGUAGAGAUUUUUGGGCAGCAGACAUCCGCAGAGAUUUUUGGGAGGCAGACAUCUGUAGAGAUUUUAGGAGGCAGACAUCCGACAUCCGUAGAGAUUUUGGGAGAUGUUCAUAAGAAAUAUUUUUGUUCAUGUUUCACAGGUGCCAGACUGUGAACAUACCCGGUAUUAAUAUAUAUAUAUUACUAAAUUUUUCUGUUAAUCCAUCCAAUUUUGUACAAAAUUAUUUAGUACAAGGUUGUAAACUAGGUUGCUUUGUUUGGGCUUGUAUAAUUUUAUACCAAAAAUAUGCAGUCAUUUAGAUUUAUUACAUAUUGCAGCUGGUUUUAAUGAGAAAUAACUUAUAUUGUGUAUUUAUUUUUUCAGUAUAUUGUGUUUUUGCUUUGUAUGAUUGACCAUGUAAAUAACGUGCAAAAGAAAGAUUCCAUCGGUAGGCAUUACUGGAAACAAUUACUGGCGUAAUAAGAACACUAAUAUAUCAUAUUGCUCACCCAGAGAGAGAGAGAAUGGUUACUCAUCAGGAUGUGAAGGCCUUGAGUAAUCUACUUUGGUAAAAGAUCAUAUUUUGCUAGUAAGAUUGAUAUCACUAAGAAACUGCAGAAAUAAACAUCGAGUCCAAUGUUCAGGUCACAGUAGGACCGUACACAACUAGAAGAUUACAAAUGGCACAUUCUGGUUCAUUGAGCUAUAUCCAGUUAUGGUUGCUUUAGUUACUAGUUUUGAAGCUACUUUUAAGAUGGGGUGUUAGCUGCUUAGUCAUAGGAAUUUAUUCAGACUGGUAAAUAUAAACAAGAAAAGUAUCAGUACCAUGGUUGUAACAGUUCACUGCUAAAGUAAUUGAGAGAGGGAAGUUUGGAUGACAUGGCUUUAGUUUUCAGAUAAUGUAUUUAGUCGAGACUUGAAGUGACCGCGGGUUCAAACCCCACCUGUGGUAUGGUUUGUUUGCAAUCGUGUCAUUACGAUUUUGUGAGUCAUCUAAAAGUUUCCCCCCUUAAAUGUGAAUUAGUUGUGAAUGGUAAUCAUAUAUGAGCACUGUAGUCAAUAGACAGCAGUUUGUGUAAGAAAAACUUAAUUAUGUUUAUACUGAAGCCUAGACUCCUGUAAUUCAUUUAAAUACUUAUUUGGGGAAGAACUAGAAAAGACUUAAAUGCUUAUUCAUAUUUGCCACAACAGUAGCUUCAUGAAAUUGUUCUGAUUUGUAUAAAUCCUGUAUGGCCACCAUGCCAUCACUUGCAGCUCACGUAAUUUUGUCUUUAUAUUAUGGCAUUAAGAAAUUCAUGUAACUUUAAUUUUUUGUGGUGGUAGCUUUGUUGGUGAAAGAAUUACUAUAGAAGUGUCAUUUUUCCACUUAAGGUACAAAAUUUUGAUGUAAAACAGGGCACAAUGACUAUUAUAUUUUAAGUCAAACAUUGGAUAUUUUUGUAGUAGGAAGAUCACUGUUCAAAAUCAUGGAUUUCUGCACAUUUUAUCCUAAUACCUAUAUGUAAAAUUUCCUAUAACUUGCAUCAAGCUAAUAUAGUACUUCAGUCUUGGGCCAGAUGUUAGAGGGGUAAUGCACAACUGUAAGGAGGCAAGUUUUAUAGUUUGAACUGAUAAAUAUGUUCAGUAUAAAAUGGCAAGAUUAGUUUUUUAUUGCAAACCUUUGAAUUAUUUGUACAAGCAUCCAUGAUGAAUAUUAACAAACUUGUUUCAUUUCAGCAAUUGAUUGCAUUCAUAUAUGUACAUAUUCAUGCAUACAUGUACAGUAUAUACACAUUACUGCAUGCAUCUGUGCACAUUAAGCAUGAAAGUACUUGCUCAUGCAAGGAUAUGGAUACAAACUACAAAAAAAUUGGUUGUGUGAACUAAUUUGUAUAAUUUUUUAAAAUAAUUUUGAGUCAAGUACUCUUAGUUCUUAUCUAUUGUAUAUAUUUUUUUUUACAGGAAAGUUGGAAAUAUGUAGGUAAGUAUGUUUUCACUAGGGCUGAGAGGCCAGCAGCAGUGGCAGUGGAAAUUUCUUUCCUGUAUGACUUUUAAGGUACCUGGUGAGCAUCAGUCAUGCAAAAAACAUUUUAUCCAAUUCAGAAUUUCUAUACCGUACUCAUAUUUAUUGUAAAUUCACUUUUAAUGUUAUAUUCUGUGUAUGGGUGAUAGCAUAGUUAAUUUGUAAAUUUUAUUAACAUAGAUCUGUUAUAGCAUCAAUACCUUAAUUUUUUUUUUUUUUUUUCUCCUCCUGGCCUGGUCACAGACCGGGCCGCAGGGGCGUUGACCCCCGGAACACUCUCCAGGUAAACUCCAGGUAAACUCCUCCUCCUCCUCCUCCUCCUCCUCCUCCUCCAUUGAGUUGGGAACUUUUUACUAUCUUCAAAAUUUUGUGAUUUAAGCAGUUUGAUGGCAAAGAUGGCUGCCACUAAUGGUUUUAAAACAUGAUCAUCAUUGUGCAUGUGUGGUUUCAAAGUUUGCUCAAAUAUAUUUGAACAGUCAUUUUCACUUGAUCAGAAGCAGUAAAAUAUGUAGUACCUUGUAUAUACCUCUGAGGGAGAUAUAUUGCAAAGUAUUUUAGAAUGGUAUGUGUGCACCAUAAUCAGAUGAGGUAUUAAUGUUCUUUAUUUUAUUUGGAAGAUCAGAAUGACAGAUGUGGUACAGUAGAUCAUUUAUUAUUUAGCAUUCGAUUAUUCUGCAUUCAAUAUUGUCUGGAUGUCUUACUUGAUUCAGCUUUUAAAUAUACACUGCUAAGGAGGAAUAUGGUAAAAGUACCCUAAAAAACUGCGAUAAUCUAGUGUUUCUGAAAAACUAGGGAACUGUUCCUCAGGGAGGUACUUAAUUUAUGAUCUGUAGUACCUACUAUAAAAAUGAUCAAAUUUAAGAGAUUCUUGUUUAGAUAUAUCGGUUGCUGUUAUAAUUUAAGCCAUACAAAUUUAUUAAAGAAUGUACGUUCUCUUGCACAUUAUUUAUGCCCUUUAAGUCGGGUAUACUCUAUAGUGACUUCGUGGGCAUUGAUGGCAAGUAAAUUGAGGCAUGUGUGGCUUUAAUUUUUCAGUUAUUCAGUGACUACUAAAACAUUUAAGAUCUAAAUUUUAUGUAAUGAAUUAAGUAGAUCUUCCCCUUCUUAAUUUAGUUUGUUCCUUGAAGGAUGGAAGUAGGAGCCUCUUUUAUCUGGCAAGUCAGGGAUUCUAGACAGUUUUUCAAAUCUUUGCAUAGACUGUGAUGUCAUCAUAUAUACCCCAAUUGUUAAUGCUGUUGGGAACACUGAGUAAUGAUAAACAAAAGUACUGUACAUUUAUAAUUGCAUUGAUGCAAUGAAAUUUUUCUUUUGCUUCAUUGUCACUAAAGUUGUCUUUCAGCUGAGUGGGAUAGUGCUGUGCCUGUUUCACUUCAGUCAGUGUCAAGCAUUAAACUUCUGCAUUAUUGGUAUGAGUGGCUAACAAAACUAAUUCCACAACAUUGACAAAUGGCUGUUGAUAACAUACUGUAUAUUA